Lactuca virosa is the source of this 539-nucleotide messenger RNA. Lineage: Eukaryota; Viridiplantae; Streptophyta; Magnoliopsida; Asterales; Asteraceae. The record is from the annotation of a GenBank genome assembly.
AUGUUGCUAUCUCAAAAGCAUCUUUCCGAAAUGGGAUUUCCAUGGUUGAGGGUGAAGGCCUUUCUGUUGAGGAUCUUGGAGAUGAGUUUGAGAAAUAUUUCCAGGCAUACUAUGACCAGACUGAAGUUGGAGAUCGUUUUCACCUUUUUGGUUUUACUUUCUCUAAAUCCUCUACCCCGGUUCAUGGUAAUAGGUUCUCAAACUCCAUACAAUGCAAGACGCUUCCAAAAUACAUUGCAUCUACCGGGAAAAACUAUGUAUAAUUUGGAACUUGACUACAAGCCCGUUACUAUUAUUGUUGAUGUUGAAGUUGCUGUUACACCUGAUGUACAUGUUGAAUCGGUACCUGUUGGGCACCUGCUAGGGACCAGUUUCGAGACUACGUAUCCGUAACUGCUGGAUGCCUAGAACCGAACCAUCGGGUACCAUUAUUUCAUUAAUGAAAAUAUAUAUAUAUUUUAUUUUUAAUACACUAAAACUAAUUGUAUUACUUAAGUGAAUAAUGAUUCAUGCAUUAAUUAACAUUUUCUCCUUCGAGU